GUUCUUCUGCGCUCCGCCAUAAUGUGAUGGCACGCCUAGUAUGUAUAGCUAUUGCCCGAAAAGGGAGACUGUAGAUAGGAGAUGAUGAAGGGGAUGAAGAGAGAGGAGAAGGGGCAUAUGGAAAUAGUUGCCAUGACAUGUCCUUGAUUAUGGUAACUCUCUGUCGCGGGAAAAUAAGAGGAGGCAGAUGAAGACAAGUUUGAGGUUGGCCGUUGGAUAGUCGAGCUGGCAAGCGAGUGUGUUUGCUGCCACCCUGGUCCGCUGGGUACUUGGUACAGUAGACAAAUAUACUAGCGGUACACAAGCAUGCGGGAGCAGGCGCAUCACCAUCUCAACUCCAAACUCACCGGGAAAUAAUCCACAACCGAUAUCAACAUCUGAUCGCAUGAUUCCAUCCAAAAGCUAAACCAUGGAUACGUCUGCGCCACUCAACGAUGAGAUAGAGGAGCUAUUGGAAGAUUUAGAGCACGGUAAUCAACGCGUCUUGGGACGCGACGAAUGUCGAGGAAUACGACUAAUCGUCUCAUAGCUGCGAAAACUCCCGCAAAACAACGAGUAUCCAAGAUAAUUUCCAAGGUUGAAAAGACAUGCGCGAAAGCUUAUGAGGAGGGUCUUUCCAAUGCCUCCCUGGAAAGAGUGGUUGACCUCAUCACGUUACCGAAUGAGUUGGAUCAAGCCAGCAUCAAUAAGUUAAUCAAGAAUUUGUAUCCGGCUACCAAAAUCCCCUCAGCUAUUGCCAUCAGGGUUGUAGCAGCGCUGGGACAUGGACGCACGAAGCCAUCAUACAGCUCCCAAGCAGCGAUGCUGAAAUGGCUUGUAAUGGUCUACAAUGUCUUGGAGAACCCAAAAAUAUUGUCACAGCUGUACAGCGUUCUUUUCAAUCUUCUGGAUACAGCGGCAAUUAGGUAAUUUGAUGUCCCUGAACAUUGCUAUAUCUAACUGCUAAUCAUAUUUCCAUUGAAGACCACAGCUGUGUCACGUGCUUUCUCUCAUUACUCGUAGGAAACAUGUUCGACCGUAUAGAAUACAAAUUAUGUAAGGACAAGUUCUUAUAUAUAUGAGCGCUUCCUCCUCCUAAUCUGUGUUAUACUAAUGUCUCUGCCAAGUAUGGAAUUGACUCGCCAAGCGGGCAACGAACCACCACUUGUUGGACUAAUGCGAGUCUUCAAGGACUAUUAUCCAGAUGUGAUUGUAGGAGAUGUGAUCACAGGACGGGCGUCAGUGUUUUCGGUGAGCUAUUGAAACCUAUACCUAGCCAAGGGUGACUACUGAAAAUUGUAUUCAGCAUCCAAACCGGGAAUGGAGUGAACGACUCGGCGAAAUACAGGCAACCCAUAUCCAAAGAAAUCAUGAUGGAAUUCAUCACGAAAAUGGUUCCUUCCGUGUCAACCGCCAGACAACGAAUGGGUCACGGCGGACCAGAUCUUUCAUACCUGAAGUUCACACUUUCAAUGCCAAAGAAGUGAGUUGCUUCAAUAUUGCUGUGAUUAUCACCGCUGACCCCGAACAGGCUUCUGUAACACUAGAGGAGAUUGAAGGGGCCAAUGAUUUUAUACAAAGAUUUGAGAAAAUUGAAGCACCUAAUCAAUUAGUGUCCGUUGUUGGAGACCCUCUGCUACAGAAGUUCCUGCUACUGCAGCCCUCUGACGUAUAUGAAAAACGCCUGGAUAGCUGGCUGUUAACUUUCUUUGAAGACCAGCUCCAAGCUGCGGAGCCAUCUGAAACUAAGAUUAUGGAGAUUCUGAAGGGCAUUCUUGAGUAUACCAAAUUUACAAAAGUUUGUUUGUCCAAACUUAACGAACCGAGGCAUCUUUUCUAAUAUUGUCUAGAUCUUGCCACCAGCGUGCUACACCUAUCUUGAGUCCAUGGUACCUACUUGGAAUGGGGUUGUCGGUCGUCAAACAAUCCUUGAUCUCUUGUCAUAUACCCCCAUCAAGCCAUUUGAAGGUAUUUCAGCUCAUGAUACUCGCCCUACAUCUCAUAAUAACAAAAACAGAACUCUACUCAGACAUAUUUCAGCCAUUGGAAGAAGCUAUUCUUGAGGAAACCACCCCGGAGCUUCAAGCUACAAUACUCACAUUUUACACCAAGCUUCUCAAUAAUUGGACAGUCUCAUUCCUGGCAUUUGCAGAGGCUGGUACGUUUGACGCCAAUUCAAUUACUGCAUUGGUAUCCCAUACCAACAUCCUCGCAACGGUUUUGGCUCAGUCAACCCCAACCGUCACAACCCUCUCUGCAAUUCUCUUCUUCUACGAGCAGAUUGGAUUAUUAAUCUCCCAGACAGAGCUACUAAAUAAGAUCAAGAUCCCCCUUCCGAUAGCAGACCUCAUCUAUCUUCUGCACUUCACCCAAUCACUCAAUACCCUCUCUCGCCUUUGUGGCAUUCUCUCCAUCUACAAAUCCGCAUUCGAAGAAGCCCGAAAACUCAACUCCAAACACCCGCUAGCUUACGUAAACUCCUUCAAUGGAUUCCUGAUGGAUAUCUGUAACUGCAUCUGGCGCUCUCGAGCCUUCUACACUUCCGAUGCAAACAGUCUUGGCUGUCUCCUCCCGGAGCCCGUUACGAAGCUACUCACCAGCUAUAUUUCGAACCUCGGGGUCUUACCACCUCUUUCUCUGCAAUCGCUAUUUGGAAUUUCAUUCUCGCCGGGUACGUGUUUGCUAGCUAUCGAGCAUGUUCGGGAGUUGGAGGAUAAAUCUCAAGAUAGUAUUAGGACCCGCCAUCCAGGACCAGUGACGCAGAACUCUCUGAAGCAGCUGGAACGGGAUGGGGGAUUGGAACUUUCCUUUGAUAAAUACAAGUUGAGUGUUUUGGUGGCUCUGGAGAGCAAGGGCGUCACCGGUAUUGGGGAAUUGAUAUACAACACCAUGAAGUCUCUAAAGAAUGCGAGAGAAAAGGCUUAG
Molecule: messenger RNA, 2904 nt
Organism: Hymenoscyphus albidus
Lineage: Eukaryota; Fungi; Ascomycota; Leotiomycetes; Helotiales; Helotiaceae
Source: the annotation of a GenBank genome assembly